AUGCAUUUUUCUCUUCUGCUCAUCCUUUUUGCGAGCCCAACAUACGCAUGGCUGCCACUGGAGGACUGGGGCUCAGGCAAUGUGACCGGCUCUGUGGGAGAAUCUGGCCAGUGUAUCUGCCAUGUGUUCUUGCCUGACACUACGUUCCCUGCAGACCGUGUGGAGAGUGUCCAGAUAUCUUCCAAUAAGCUGACCGUGGACGUGGAGCUCCAUAUCAGCAAGCUGAUUAGUUUCAAAGCGCAGCUGGUUGUUCUUCUCGAGGAGCUCUCCAACUUGACUCUCCGUCUGGAAGUGGUGGAGAGUGGACCUGAUAAGUAUGUGAAACUGGAGUUUGAGCUGCUGAGGAUCGAGCUGAGAGAAUUUGAAGCGAUGGUCACAGAAUUGAAAACGUCUCUCAACUCCUCCUCGCCAGCAUUUGACAGCCUUUACAAUGAGAUUCGCAAUAUGAGCAUGAUUGUAGAUCAACUGGAAAGCUACGACCAGAGCAACUUAGAGGUGAUUCGCAUUGAGUUUGCCAAGCUUCAGAAGAAGCUGGAGAAAUGCAGAGAUGAACAGGACGACUUCUCCAAUGUACAGAUAGGUUCCUGCAAGCAUGGAGGAAUCCUGAGAGUUGGCAAACCUGUUGUCAGCCAGCUGAAUGCAAAUUUGAACACUGGCUAUACCUAUGGAGGAUGGGGAAAAGACACCAACCCCCUGCCCGGUUCUGAAAAUAUGUACUGGUACUCUGCUUCCACUGAUACAGUGGUCAGAUAUAUUAGCGUUUAUACUGACUACUACAGGCUGAUCAUGAGACAGGCAAAGAAAACAUAUGACCUCUAUGAUCCAAAGAAGGACUGGCGAGGUACAGGUAAUAAUUAUAUCAUACGUAAUAACACAUUGUACUAUCAGUUCGCGAACCCUUUCAGCAUGGCUAAGUACAACAUGACCAGUCAGACAGCAGAGUACAGGGUGGUCCCCAAAGCAAGCAAUAGAUUUUCCUACCAAUAUUCAGCCAAUCAGAACUUAGACUUUGCAGCAGAUGAGACUGGACUGUGGGUAACGUACGCUACAGAGGAAUCGAAGGGUAAACUGGUGCUGGGGAAGAUAGACGAGGCUGCGUUUGCAUUGUCAGAGGUUUGGGAAACCAGCAUUUUCAAACAGUCUGUGACUAACACCUUCAUGAUUUGUGGUGUUCUUUAUGCUACGCGAUCUGUAGACAUCCACACUGAAGAGAUCUUCUACACUUAUGACACUCAUACAAGACAGGAGAGCUAUGUUAGCAUUCCUUUUGAGAAGUUCCUGGAUUUCUAUGUCAACCUGGACUACAACCCCACAGAUCAGAAACUGUACAUGUACAAUAAAGGCUACUAUGUCUCAUAUCAUGUGAAGUUCAAGAGUGCCUAGAUGCUCUCUGGCAGGCUGGUUUGAUUGAAAAGUCUGUUUAAAGAUGCAAGCUUAAUGCAUUAAUUACUGGAUUUUAAGCACCAAUAAAAUUUAGUCUUUUCUCAGAAAUAAAACUGAAUCUAAGCAUUGCA
Colossoma macropomum (tambaqui) is the source of this 1514-nucleotide messenger RNA. Its product is annotated as olfactomedin-4. Lineage: Eukaryota; Metazoa; Chordata; Actinopteri; Characiformes; Serrasalmidae. The record is from RefSeq and is a predicted model, not a curated record. Gene Ontology annotation, biological process: signal transduction.